Molecule: messenger RNA, 1785 nt
Organism: Darwinula stevensoni
Lineage: Eukaryota; Metazoa; Arthropoda; Ostracoda; Podocopida; Darwinulidae
Source: the annotation of a GenBank genome assembly
AUGGCAAAUGACCCUCAAUUGACUCAGGCUCAAGUGCAGCAGGCACAGCAACAGACACAUGCAUUCAGUCUCCUCUCCCCAGGUGCAGGAACUGGUGGUGGAACUUUGGCAGUAUCGUCACUUGGAAGUCAAGCUCAAGUCAUUCAGAUCCAACCCACACAGCAAUCAAGUCCGAAUUCGGGGAUUCCCACUCUCACUCUAAACCCUCAGUUUCUUCAGCCCAUCACAAUAAAUGGUCAGGAAGGAUUUAUCAUUUCUGCAGCCAGUCAACCCCAAAUGACAGCAGGUCAGGCAGUGGUGAUGGCUAAUGGACAAGUGAUUCGUACUCUUGGGAAUCAAUCUCAGCAGAUUCCCAUGCGUUCAAAUGUCAUCCCAGUGCAAAUGCCCCUUUCAUCAACAAUACAAGUGCAGGUUCCUGUGUCCAUAUCAGGACAGACAGUGUAUCAGACAAUACAUGUUCCUGUUCAUGCCAUGGCUGCUCCAGCAGGGGUUCCAACAUUGGUGCAGACUUCAAAUGGGCAGGUGAUUGCCCAGAUGAUCCAAAUGCCAAACCCAGGCACAGUGAACCCGGUUGUUGUGACCCAGCUUCCAAAUGGACAGACCCAAGCAAUUCCAAUAGCACUUCCUCAAGGGACACAAGUGACCCUAUCGCCUUUGGUAGUGCCCGCCUCAUGCUCAUCCUCAUCAGUUCUACAAGGAACAGGAGUAUCAGCAACAACAUGUACCUGGACCACUGCAACUGCCACCACACCGUCUGUGAGUCAAAGCCCAUCCUCUUCACCCUCUGAUUGUAGUCAUGUUAGCAGCAGCUCGACUCCAGAAGGAGCGAGUCAAAAUUAUAUUACACAGGACCAUCAACAGGGUGAACAAACUAAUGAAAAAUCCACCAGCCAUAUGGUUGCUGGUAGUGAAGUGGGCUCUGGUGGUACUGAUAUAAUACAGCAUCAAGACACAAAUCAUCAGCAUGCUCAAGCAGAAGCUCAACAGCAAGACACAUUACAACUACAGCACCAUGAUGCUGGUCAGACUACUGCAACUGUGGAUUUAACCCAACUAUCAACUCUUCAGCAGGCCAUUGGAAGUGGACAGAUCAGUGUAAUUCCACUUUCAAAUCUGGUCUCAGUGGCAAGUGCUCAAAAGCCUGGAGAAAUGACUCAAGUCAUGCAAAACUUAGGUGGAAUACAAGUGAUUCCUGUUUCAACUCAGACAGAAGGUGGAAUCUCACUUCAGCAUGCUGUGCAGCCAAUACAAGUAGAAACCAAUAGAUUGAAUGUUAUGGGUACAUUCACUGGUCAAGGAACAAGUGCUUCUGCAACAGGGACAGGCAAUGAGACAAGGACCAAAGUAAAACGAAUGCAGUGUACCUGUCCCAAUUGUGUCCAUGGAGUGAACAAAUCCAUAGAAGGUGGACCCAAGCUGCACAUCUGUCACAUCCCAGGCUGUAAAAAAGUAUAUUCAAAGACAUCUCAUUUGAGAGCUCAUCUCAGGUGGCAUGCUGGGGAGAGGCCUUUUGUCUGCAACUGGCUAUUUUGUGGGAAGAGCUUCACUCGCUCUGAUGAGCUCAACCGCCACCGCCGAACUCACACUGGUGAGAAGAGGUUUCAGUGUCCCAUCUGUAAUAAGCGGUUCAUGCGAAGUGAUCACUUCUCAAAGCAUGUUCGUAUCCACCAGAAAAAUAGUCAUUCUGGCAUGCCCGAUUCAGGUUCCUCCCAAUCAGAGAAUGUGCCUCAAGAAGUAACUAAUGAGGAAGACAUCAAGCCAUUCCAAGGUGCUGUUGGAGAUUAA